Molecule: messenger RNA, 3168 nt
Organism: Scleropages formosus (Asian bonytongue)
Lineage: Eukaryota; Metazoa; Chordata; Actinopteri; Osteoglossiformes; Osteoglossidae
Product: ankyrin repeat domain-containing protein 24-like
Exons: 19
Coding region: 1-2871 (956 amino acids)
Molecular function (GO): actin binding
Source: RefSeq, a predicted model, not a curated record
AUGGACCCUCAGCUCCUCUUUGGGUGGAUGAAGCGCUUCUGCCCGUGUUUUGGGGCACUUGCGGGCCUGGACUGGAAUAAAAGUGACGAGAGGCUGCUACAGGCCGUGGAGCAGAAUGACCCCGACAAGGUCGCCGCUCUGCUGGUGAAGAAGAGGCUGUGCGCCUCCAAGCUCGACUCCGAUGGGAAAUCAGCGUUCCACAUGAGUGUGUCCCGGGGUCGUGUGGACUGUCUUGAGGUCUUUCUGUCACACGGCGUGGACAUGAGCAGCACAGACGGUUCCGGGCUCAGUGCACUCCACCUGGCAGCAAAGAACGGUCACCCCAUGUGUGUGAGGAGGCUUCUGCAGGAGGGGGCACCGGUGGACUCCACUGAUAGCCUUGGCAGGACAGCUCUGCAUCAUGCAGCUGCUCACGGGUGUCUGUCCUGCACAGAGAUCCUGGGGGACUUCAGCACCUGUCUGGACACCCAGGACACAGAUGGGGUAACUCCCCUACUCCUGGCUGCCCAGACAGGCCGGGCAGCGAUCUGUGACCUCCUCCUGACCCAGGGAGCUGAUGUCAACCUGCGGGACAGCUGGGGGAGGUCAGCUCUGAUGCUGGCAUGUGAGAUGAACAGUGUGGACACAGUUCAGGCACUGAUGAGGGGCGGGGCCAAGCCCCACUCGGCCAAUGAGGGCCAGCUGUGCACGCUACCAGGUCCAGUACUAAAGUCUGUUGUUUUGUGUGAUACGGAGGAGAUGUACCAGAUGGGGAUGGGAAGAGCACCUCUGCUGCGGAGAAAGAAUGACCUGGAGCAAGAGCAGCACAGCGCCCCCUCUGCCCUGGAGGAGCUGUGUGCUCUGGAGGAGCAGUUGAAGCAGGUCGAAAUGGAGAGGAAUCGGCUCUUGCUGGCCAUUCAGGACCUGCAGGAGGCUAAGAGGAUGGGCAUGGAGGAGGAACUGAACCCCCUAGCCCCAGAAGCCCUCACGCCACGGUCAUGUGACUCCGAGCACGACUUCCUCUCCGCCCAGGAGGACUGCAUGUCGCAGGGGGAUGCUGAUUCCCUGUGCACUCCACUGAGCCAGAGGAAAACGCUCGCUGGAUGGGCUCUGCUGGGCAACAUGGAUGUUCAGUCUGAUAUGGUUCUCAAAGCACAGCAGUCUGACACGGAGAGCGUGGACAUGCAGAGCACCUGCUCGCUCCUCGUCCCCAUUGCCCUGUACGACUCCCUGAAGAAGGAGAGUGAGGGGCGACAGGAGCCCGCCUGCAAGGCCCAGGGUGCGGCUGAGACCUCCUGUGGGAAAGAGGACGAUGGGUGUGUCGACAUCCUGGAGCAGGAGCAAGGCGAAGGUACAGGGGGGGAGGGGCCACUCAAGGAGAGGCUGCAGGAGCUAGAGCAGGAGCUCACUAAGGCCUUGGAGGAGCUCGAAGAACUGAGGGGACGGGCACAAGUCGGAGUCAUGGACAAAGAGGCCCCAGUUGAGGAUGGGAACCAGGAGGUGCAGCAGAGAGGAGAGCACAUGCAGAAGCAGGAGGAGCAGGUGGAGGUGAUGACCACAGGGGAGAAGCCAGAUCAGGAGGGUGCUGGCAGGUCAGAUGCUGAUGCUGAUGGGGUGUGGAGCGAGAAAGCAGAGGAGGUGAUGACAGAGUUAGAGGGAAAUGUGGAGAACAAUCUACUGGCAGAGCAAGAGCAAGGUGGUGAAUGGGAUAGGGACCCUGCACCAAGCCUGAGGGCAGAGGAGAGUAUCCAGCAGGGGGUGCUGCAGGACAGGCUGGUGAGUGUGGAAAUGGAGCUGGAACCCUCUACUCCGGGGCUGCAGUUGGAACAGCUGGCCCAAGAGCGGGCGGAGGUGGCCGCGCGCCUCGCUGAGGCUCUCCGGGAGCUGAAGAGGAUGCGGCCUCUACCUGAGCUGAGUGGAGAGGAGGAGGAAGAAGACACUCAUCUCUGCUUCAGAUUAGACUGCUCCUCCCAAACCUCAAGAGCCUCCAGUGGAGGAGAUACAGUACAGCCUUACUACUGGAGUGUGGAGCAACGUGGGGCUCAAAUGUGUCAGUGCGAAAAACAGGGCAGCCUUGAUGUAGUUCCAGUGUCACAGCACCAGGAGGCGCUGGUCACGUUCAAUCACCAGCUCUCCAAGGCUGCCCGUGAGCUCCAGGAGGAGAAGGCCCUGCGCUGGCAGGCAGAGCAGAAGAUACUGAGGCUGCAGGCUGAUCUGCAGACCAUCCAGCAGGACAUGAUUUCCCGGCAGGAGCACGAGACCGUGAAGCUGGCUCUGCAGCGCUCCUUAGAGGAAAGCGAGACCCAAGCACAGGAAGCACUACAGGCCCUUGGAGAUGCCCAGCAGGGGGCACUGUCCAGGGAGAACCACGAGGCCCAGUGCAAUGCCCUCCGCACUCAGAUUGGCUCCUUCAGUGCUCGGCUGGCUGCUCUCUCACACAAGCACCAGGACACCUGCUUUGAGCUCCUGCGGGUCCAGAGGGAGGCUCUGUUCAACAAGAUGGCGAGGCAGGCGGUCGAGGCCCAGCUCUCCACAGCACGGCGUCACCUGGCUGACCUGAAGGUCCAGUCCUGCUGCCGGGCUGUGGGCGUGGUCAAGGGGGAGAGCAGGAUUGCUGAGCUCUCCAAGGAGGUCUUCCUGAAAGAGGCCCUGGAGACUCCACUUCCCUUGUUGGGCCUGCCUUCAUCUGAGUCCUCCAGCCAGCAGGUGGCACUGAAGAGUGGAGUUGCCAUGUUAACUCGGCAGCUUCAGGACUGGGAGCAGAAGCAUCGCGCUGUGGUGUCCGUGUACCGCGCCCACCUGCUAGCCGCCGUCCAGGGCCGCAUGGACGAGGAGGUGCAGACCCUGCUGCUGCAGAUCCUGAGGAUGACGCAGACAGACCCAAGCUACUGAGGCAGGCGAGGUUCUAGAACCUCCUACCCAUCAGAACCAGAGGGGCCACGAUAUCAGGGACUCAUACUGCAUCACACCCUUUAGUGGAGCAGAUGAACACCACCUAGCUACAGCUUAGGGGAUCAUAAGUGGUAUAACAAUGUGAAGAUUAUGAAUUAUGAUUAAAUUAGAUGAGGCCCAGCAGCUGAGACAAACAUGGAGCAGCAUACAGCUGGGCCAUACAGCAGAUAACUGUUAAUACACUAGGUAUGACUGACCAGCACAUUGGCCUGUUCCUCCAAUAAACUGACCAGACUG